AUGGCCUGUCUCUCUAUUUUCCUUCCUCUCUUUUUCUCUCUCCUCUCCGUUACUUCUUCCUCUUCAAAUUCCCUCCUCCUCCCAAUCACAAAAGACACCACAACACAACAAUACUUAACAACAAUCUCUCAUGGAACACCCUUUGUUUCCACCAACGUUGUCGUUGAUCUCAGUGGUUCAGUUUUCUGGCUCGAUUGUUCUUCCACAAAAUCAUCUUCUUCUUCUUCUCUCCGUACAAUUCCUCAUCGUUCUCUUCAAUGUCUCACAGCAAAAAGCCACUCCCUAACAUGGCCUAUAGAUCACGAUCGAGACACACCUUGUGAAAUUCUUCCCAAAAACACCAUCACAGGGAUAUCAGCAUCUGAAGGAGUUCUUGUUGAAGAUGUUCUGGAAUUGAAGUCAACCAAAGAUUCAAUUUUUCAACCUACCCUUGACUUUGUCUUUGCCUGUUCAUCUUCUCUUCUCUUGAAUGCGUUAUCUAAUGAUGCUAAAGGCAUUGUUGGGUUUGGUAGAUCUAGAACUUCUUUCUCAUCACAGUUUUUCAAUUCAGUUGAUUCACAGAGAAAAAUCACGUUUUGCCUCUCUUCUUCUUCUGGGUUUGUUCUACUCGGAAGAAACAAGGUUUUAGAAUCUGAGAAAAUUUUCAGAUCUUUAACGUUCACACCACUUAUCACCAACGAAAACAAUGAAUAUUUCAUCAACGUAAACUCAAUCAAAAUCGGUGGCAAAAAGGUCUCUUUCAACACUCCAUCUUUGUCUCAAGAGGGUUAUGGUUAUGGUGAUGGAACUAAACUGAGUUCCGUUGUGCCUUAUACAACCAUGCAAAGUUCAAUCUACGCAAAUUUCAAAAGUGCUUAUUUAAAAGCUGCUUUGUCUAUCAACGUGUCUAGAGUAGCUUCAACAGUGUCACCAUUUGAAAUUUGUUUUGAUUCUAGAGGAGUUGAUGAGUCACAAACUGGUCCUGAUGUGCCCGUUAUUGAUUUUGUGCUGCAAAGUGAGAUGGUGAAAUGGAGAAUUUAUGGGAGAAACUCAAUGGUGAGAGUGAAUGAUGAUGUUAUGUGUUUGGGAAUUUUGGAUGGUGGUGAUGAAUUAAAGAAUCCUAUUGUGAUCGGAGGGUAUCAAUUGGAAGAUGUUUUGGUUCAAAUAGAUUUGGAUAGUUCUAUGGUUGGAUUUAGUUCUUCACUUUUGGUUAAGGAUACUAGUUGUUCUAAUUUUAGAUUUGGGUCAAAGGAUGUUCAAUUUCAAUCUAGUUGA
Messenger RNA from Vicia faba (fava bean), 1254 nucleotides. NCBI's taxonomy places the organism in Eukaryota, Viridiplantae, Streptophyta, Magnoliopsida, Fabales, Fabaceae. The record is from the annotation of a GenBank genome assembly.